AAAUGGUCUAUAAAAAUGAAUUUGUGGCGAUUUUAAGUAGAUUUAGGGCGAUAAGUAGAAGUUCAGCUUGUAAAAUACUUCCUCCGUUUCUAAAUAAGUGCAACAUUUCUUGUUUUCACGUUUGCCAAUGCAUUAUUUUAACCAGUAAUAUCUUCAAUUAUCAAUAAGUAAAAAUUAUAAAAAGUUGAUAUUAAAAAAAUUCACAUUUAGACGAAUCUAACAAGAUCCCACAUGACUAUGUUUUUCCUAAAAUGCAAAUCACUAAAGCUAAUUGAAGUUUAAACUGUGAAUAGUAAACACUAUGCAAAUGUUGCACUUAUUUAGAAACGGAGGAAGUAUGCAGGUUUGGCACCUACUUCCAUAGGAUAUUAGGAAUUUAGGAUGACAUAAGUGUAACAGCGGAAUCACAAGAUACACAUGUACCACUUUUAACCAUGUCGUGGACCUCGUGGUGCAAUAAGACUUUUUCUCUUUGCAACAAGAAAUCGACCUUUUUUUCUUUUGUUUUUAAUAGGAAAAAAGAAGAAAAGAAUCCUGAAUUUGUCGUUCAAGAAGAAAGAUAUAUUACUAAAAAAUAGGGAAUGAAGUAAACGAGUUUCAAUUGAAACCCUAACUCAUUUUAGAUCUAAAUUAAGUCAAGAUUCCGCCUUUCUUCAAGAUUUUGUGGUUGCUUCAGCUGAAUUUGGGGAUCUUCUAUUCAUCAUUUUAAUUUCAAAGGUAAAAUUUUUCCAUUUGUUUUCAAUGCUGUGAAAUUAAGCUCAUUUUGGAGUGAUUAACUUCGGUUUAAUUAUCUGGGUUUUGAUUAUCUUGCAAAUUUAGAGAUACCCAGUUGAAUUUUUUGUGGGUUUUUUUUUUUCAUUUUUGUGUGAAUUUAUAGAGACCCAUUUGAUCAUUUUUAGUUCAUAGUGUAGAAAUAUAUUUCUGGGUCCGAGAAAAAUGGGUCAUGAUUCUUUGUUGAAGGAGGAAGAUAAGGUUAUGGUGGAAGCUGUUGUGGGAAAAGAUGCAUAUAAUUUCUUGAUGUCUACAGCAUGUGAUGAUUCACUAUCAGAAUUUAAUCCCCCAGGUGAUAUAUUGAAUUUGCAACAAGGGUUAUGUCAGAUUGUUGAUGGAUCUAGUUGGAAUUAUGCAAUUUUUUGGCAAAUUGCUAGCUCUAAGAAUGGUAAGGCAGUGUUAAUAUGGGGUGAUGGGCAUUGUCGAGAUCCGAAGGCGGUGGUAGCUAGAGAGGGAUUGGAUGGUGGGAAUGGUAAGUUUGGUGAGGUGAAAAAUGAGGGGAAAAAGAGGGUUCUUGAGAAGUUACAUGGUUGCUUUGGGGGGUCAGAGGAGGAUAAUUUUGCUGCAACCUUAGAUAAAGUAUCGGAUGUAGAGAUGUUGUAUCUUACAUCCAUGUAUUAUUGGUUUCGUUUAGACUCUUCUCUAGGUCCUGCAAAGUCGUUUACUAGUGGCAGGUCGAUUUGGGUUUCGGAUGUUAGAAGUUGCUUAGAUCACUAUCAAUCUCGUGCACACUUAGCGAAAUCUGCUAUGUUUCAGACUGUUGUGUUUGUGCCUGUGAAAACCGGAGUUUUAGAGUUGGGUUCGGUAAGAACAGUCAUGGAAGAGCAUAGUUUGGUGCAAAUGGUAAAAAAGAUAUUUGGUGAAUCACAAUCUUUUCCGGCUAAGGUGUCACCUAAAGUCUUUGGGCGUGAUCUUAGCCUUGUUACUUCUAGACCACGCUCAAUGAACAUAAGUUUUGCUCCAAAGACGGAAGAUGAUGCCUCAUUUUCUGCAGAAUCCCGUGUUGGUGCGAGUGAUAUGGGUGCUAAGCACAUCUAUGGGUCAUCAUCUAAUGGUAAACAUAGUGAACAAAGUGACAAGAGAGUCUUUUCAGAGAUCAAUUUUGGGGGUUCAAAUCCCGAGAGUGAUUUCCCGGCGCUAGACGAGGCUAGUGAAGAGCUUUUGUUGCAGGCAGCCGAGUUAAGAGCACGAAAGAGACCGAGUAGAAGACCUGCUAGUGGGAGAGAAGAAGCAAUGAGCCAUGUUUUGGCAGAAAGACAAAGGCGUGAGAAGCUUAACCAACGGUUCUAUGCAUUGAGAGCUGUUGUCCCGAAUAUCUCCAAGAUGGACAAAGCUUCACUCCUUCUUGAUGCCAUUUCAUAUAUUAAUGAUCUCCAAACAAAGAUUGGGGAGCUUGAAGCUGAAAAGGAGGUGGCUAAUCCCAAGGAAGAGGCGUUUGAAAUCCCGGAGAUUGAUUUUCAAGCUAGGCAAGAUGAUGCACUUGUUCAUGUUAGUUUUCCGCUUGAUGCUCACCCUGUUUCCAAAGUAGUUAAAACUUUAAGGGAACAUCAGCUUGUCGCACUCGAGGCUAAUGUUAGCACAAAAGAUGAUAAGAUGGUUCAUACAUUUACUAUCCGAGCUCAAAGUGAUGGGGCUGAGAAUCUAAAGGAGAAGCUCGAGGCUGCUCUUUCCAAAUGAUAUUUCAAUAGGAGGAAAUUUGCUUGUAUAAUCAUUCUUUGUUGUAAAAUCUUGAUGUAGGUAACAACUUUUAGAUGAGGUUUUGUUUUUCUUCUUUCUAAAUCAUCUAUUUAUGUUGUACUAUUUCUUGUCUGAGAGUAGUAUUUAUGUUAAGUAUUGUGUGCCUUGUUAGACACUGUAUUAAUCAAAACCAGAGGUCCCUGUUGCUUGGCUGA
Messenger RNA from Beta vulgaris subsp. vulgaris (sugar beet), 2663 nucleotides. Its product is annotated as transcription factor MTB3. Gene Ontology annotation, cellular component: nucleus. The record is from RefSeq and is a predicted model, not a curated record. The transcript has a single exon. Lineage: Eukaryota; Viridiplantae; Streptophyta; Magnoliopsida; Caryophyllales; Amaranthaceae. The coding region runs from base 937 to 2448 and encodes 503 amino acids. Gene Ontology annotation, biological process: regulation of DNA-templated transcription. Gene Ontology annotation, molecular function: DNA-binding transcription factor activity; protein dimerization activity; transcription cis-regulatory region binding.